Trichomonas vaginalis G3 is the source of this 561-nucleotide messenger RNA. RefSeq lists its product as uncharacterized. NCBI's taxonomy places the organism in Eukaryota, Parabasalia, Trichomonadida, Trichomonadidae. The coding region runs from base 1 to 561 and encodes 186 amino acids. The record is from RefSeq and is a predicted model, not a curated record. The transcript has a single exon.
AUGUCUUCAUCUACAUCAUGUAUUAAAUGCUUCAUUUUAUCUCCAUUAAAAAUGCAAGUCAGAAAUAUUCAGAACAUAGCACCGAGUCUAACUGACAAGAGUAUAAAGAUAUACUAUGAACAUGUUAUGAUGAAACCAACCAAAAUUCAAGAAAGUCAGUAUACUUAUGAAUAUCCAAGACACUGGGUAGAGUAUGUAGGAGGUGAGAAAGCUAUUGAAAUCAGACAGGUUCGAAGUAUUCCAGCAGGAAGAACAAUAUUAUUGAAGAACUUUAAUGUUUUGAGAUAUAAUGAUGAAACAAAGAAGCAAGAUAGUUUCCCUGUUGCUGUGUAUGUGAACCUAGACACAGGAGAUGACAUGAAAGUUUUUAACACAAAGCUUCAAACGGUAGUGAGAGAACAACUGACUGCGGAAGGGCAUCCAUUACCUUCAGAAGUUACCAUAGCAUAUAAUUUUGAAACAAACUCAAUAGAUUUUAAAGUCAUCUCUGCAAAGAAGUCAGGUUUUACAUUUAAUGAAGCAGAUGUAUAUUCGAAUGAAAACUUCAAAGCUAUUGCAUAG